Leptopilina heterotoma is the source of this 2064-nucleotide messenger RNA. RefSeq lists its product as uncharacterized. Bases 1 to 2064 code for a protein of 687 amino acids. The transcript has a single exon. NCBI's taxonomy places the organism in Eukaryota, Metazoa, Arthropoda, Insecta, Hymenoptera, Figitidae. The record is from RefSeq and is a predicted model, not a curated record. Gene Ontology annotation, molecular function: zinc ion binding; nucleic acid binding.
AUGACUUCGAGACGUAUUUUGAGAUCAACAACGAGAAAAAUGCGGGAAGACAAGGAAACAGAAAAUUUUGCGGACAGCGAAACGGAAACGGCGAGCGAAACUGACUCCCCCCCCAAACAAAAUACUCCCGGCCAAAAGGAUGCGCAAAACAAGUCGCAUAUUUUGGAAGCCACUAUCCAGAGGCAAGAAGCAAUGCUUCGUGCCUUCAUGGAAAUCACACCUCCAGAAAAAUUGAAAUUAUUAAAUUUCGAUUCAUCGUUGCCACUCCCCCCUAAAUCACAACAAGGCACAGCGAACGCAUCUCUGCCCUUGUCCAAGCAGAGUGACCGAGAAAAUGCACCCAGUGCAAAUUCAAUAUUGCAGCAGUAUUAUAAAACGGUAAAGAAAACUGUUGGCAAUUCGGAAAAAUUAACGGAAAAUUUUUCGGAAAAAUCAAAAGACGGAACUUUUGAUAUUAAUUCGUUUAUAGGGACAAACAGCCAAAUGAUUAAAGAUCGAAACGAAUUAACAGCAUACGACGAAAUGCUUAGAAUAGAAAGGGAAAAAUUGCGUGAAAAAGAAAAGCGAUUAGAAAUCGAACAUAGGAAAAUUGUGCAGAAAAAAUACAAACCGUCAGCACAUAGUUCGGUAAACAAAAAUAAUCAUAAUAACAGUGAUUCGGAAGAUAGUUUUCGAACAAAAUUAGAUAAUUAUUUCGAGUCAGACAAACGCAAAAUGAGGGAAAAAAGACAAAAUGUCCAAUUUAAAAAUAAAAGUAAAAAUCAAGAAUUUAACUACGAAUGGCCGAACGAUAGUGAAAUAGGAAUCGUAGACGAACCCAAAAGUUUAGGAACUAUUUCGAAAGAGAAAAACAUUAAUUUUCAUCAGGAAUUAAAAGAAAAAUCAGCAGAGCUAGAUCAAUUCAAAAAUGAAAUAUCGAUACGCGAUAAGGAAUUAGAUCAACUUAGAUUAGAAUUAGACCGAAUGAAAAUUACGAUGGAAAAUGUAAUAAAAAAUAAAAAUCCAAAUUUUGAAGAAAAUAGCACGGAAAAUUCGGAAAUUGAAAAUCCAAAUGCCCAAGUAGACAACAAUCGACAUUUGGGAAACUUCAAUAAUCAUUUUCCUUUUGGCAUGUUACAAACACCUUUUCAAAUCAUGUCAAAUUGGCCAGUUAAAUUUCAUAAUAAUAAAACGGACAACCCAGUUCAAUUUUUAGAAGAAUUAUUUAGAUUUAUGCGAGGUUACGAAAUCCCGGAAAAUCGUGUGUUAGAAAAUAUCGACGCAGUGUUAGCGGACGAAGCCCUGGAAUGGUGUAGAACGGUUCGACACAAUUGGUUUUCUUUACAAGAUUUUCGUGAAGAAUUCGAAAGAACAUUUCUGGACGAAAAGUUUUACGAAGAAAUCAACACGAAAAUAAAAUAUUGCAAUCAGAAAGAGGGAGAAGAAAUUCAAACUUUUCUGAUUGGGAUAAGAAAACUUUUUGCAAGAAUUUACCCGCGAAAAGGUCUACAGUGGGAAUUACGUCGUGCUUAUGAAAACAUGCGAAUAGAAUAUAAAAUGUACAUUCAAAGAAACGAUUUUAAAAAUUUCGAGGAAUUAGAAAGUUUAGGUAAAGAAUUCGAAAUUGAAAGAAAUAAAUCGAAAAUUCGCGGACAAACGUUAACAAUCACAACAGACAAAAAAGAAAACUCGACUAGUGAUAAACCGAAACAAAACUCAAAUCAGGGAAAUUCUAGAGGAUUUGGUGGAAGUUCGAAAUUCCAUUCAAAGUCUUCUGGAAACUAUCAUAGAAAAUGGUCAAAUGGCCAACCGAAAGUAACUUUUCCACCGGACACAACUACAAACGGUAGUAACGGUCAGAAAAUGUUGGAAAAUUCUUCUGAAAACCCAAAUCCAGAAAAUAGUCUUCAAGUAAUAAUACCAAACCAUUCUUCUGCAGGGAAUGGAAUUAACAAUGCCAAGACGAAUCCAAACGGAAAAAAUAACCAGAAAAAUUUUUCUAAUUCACCAAAAAAAUGUUACGGAUGCGGAAAAGUAGGUCAUUUUCGUAGAGAUUGUAGGUCGGAAAAUCAGGGAAACGAGUAG